AACCCGGACAGGGUAAGCCGCAGCCCCAAACCCUAGAUAUCACCAUAGAAUUAGAACAGACGCCAAGAAACUGCAGUGGUAAACCCUAACCAUUCGCUCCGAGAGUAGGAUAAUGACUCAAAAGGCUGGCCUCUUCAAAGGCCAACAGAAGAAGAAAACCAUUCCUCCCAGCCGCCAUGGCAAGGCUCCAAAGAAUCGCAAAGGAAAGAGAGUUGUGAAGCCGUCAAAGAUGACGUCGGAGAUGGAUGCGGACAGAGAGCUGACCAAGUUCAUUAACCGAUGUAAUGAGGUGAAAGCAGCAACUAUGGCAAACAAAGAAGGUGGUCAGCUCAGUGUUGUCAAGGCAGAAGCCUCUAACUCUGGGAACAAGGAAUAGUUGGGUGGUGAAAUGAGGCUCCAGGAAGGACUUGUUUGGUGAUACAUACCGUCUUUAAAGUUGUUAUAUAUUGUACCGUCUUUGAAUCUCUGAGUACGUGAUUCGUAGAUUUAGUCUACCUGACUCUGCUCUUUUGCGAUACCUUUUCAAGCUUUUGGGGUUUCCAGUCAGCUUCUUUAGGACUUGAUUUUCUUUCUGAAGCAUAGGGACUUCGGAAGCUCGACAGAGAAUUACCUACUAAACCAGGAACAAGCUUAGAAAGGAUUGAAACAUUGGUAGAAAUGAACUUGUUACUUGGAGCCUUCUAUGUUCCUAUCUUUUCAACGUUGGACUAGAAAUACAGGGAUGAACAAUGUGGAUGAAUCAUUAGUAUCAACUUCCAUUCUUCUCGGAGACUUCUAUUUAGCUAAUCAAAGACAACAGCUUCAUCUGAAGUAUGUUGCUCUUUCCUCUGGAUGUUGUAGUCUCAUCUUCAAACUCUAGGCACAUGUUUUUGUUUUUGUUCCUCUUGCCUAUUGAAUUUAUUCAAUAUGAUGCAGUUCCUCUCAUUGGACCAUGAAAUAUGAAUUGAUUUCGUUCACCUUUCUCUAUUGCAACUUGUCCAGAUAUGGCUGCUACAGAAUCGAGAGACCGGAAUGCUGUUGGCAUUCUAAAAAUCGAGCAUCUCUUGCAAUAGCUCUCUUGUAAAGAGCUUCAUUUUUCCGAAAAGGCAGCAGCUUUAAGCAUUGCUUGGAGAUCGUGAACUCCCUUUUAGUUCCUCUCCCACACUUAGGGGUGGAAAUCCCUUUCAGUUCCUCUCCCACACUUAGGGUGGAAGUUGAUACGGUAUCCAAUACCAAAUACCGAAAUCCCGAAUACUGAAUUACACCCUAAAAUCAAUCUUAAUCCCUAAAUAAUUUCGGUAUCUCAAUCUCAAUCUCUAAAUAUUUUGGUAUCCCAAUCGGUAUUAUCGAAUACGAAAUUAAUUACUUUUGUAAUUAAUAAUUAAAUAAGAAAUUAGAUUAGAUUGUUUAAUAUAGGGUAAAGAAACUAAGCAAAGAGUUUUGAAUUUUCCUACAGCUAGGAUAUCGAUAAGGAGAAUGGUGGAGAGGUGACAUCUCAAGUUCUUUCAUUGGUAAGCUUUAAUUUGACCAAUCGGAUGCUGAGAGAUGACUAAUACUAGUGUAUGCUUUUUGGUGUUAUGAAAAUAACAAGAGAUUAGUGAGAGACGAGAGUGGCUUAAAUUGGAAAGUCAAAAUUGAGUUGGAUGAGAACUUCUCUAAGUUGCGAAGUAGUGAUGAAAUGAUCUAUGUAUAACUAAAUGACACUCUUGGUGGUUGAGGGUUGUGUAGUAGUAAAUGAGAGAGUCUAGUUGAGAGGAUAAAAUCUGCACUAUUUUUAUUUUCGGUAUUGUUCGAUAUUUCGGUAUAUACCGAUCCCAAUCCCAUAAUCCCUAAUACCGAAUAACAAUUGAAAUUGAAUCUCAAUCCCAAUCCCAAUCCCAAUCCAAAGAAAUAAUACGUGUAUUCGGUAAUACCAAAUAUAGACAAAUUCGGUACGGUAUUCGGUAUAUCCCAAAUACCGGUACCAAACUUCCAGCCCUACCCACACUUGUGGUGCCCAUUCUUUGCUUCAAUUUUACUUAACAUUUGUAACAUCCCGAACAUUUUCCCGACGAAGAUAUUGUCCGCUUUGGGCCUCGAUUCUCACGAUUUCCGACUUGGAGUGCAAUUCAAAGUGACUUUCCAUAAGGUCGCCCAUCCUUGUUGUGCUUCACACUGAGCACGUUUAACUUCGGAGUUCUCACAAGAACUCCAUUUCACCCCAAAACGCGUCUUAUCAUUUAAGGUCGGUUUCUUACUUGUGAACCAUGGAUCUCCCACGUCCCUCUUGAACAAUGGUGGGGAAAACCUCAACGAGGACGUUGAGUCCCAAGGGGGAGGGGGGGUAUGUAACACCUUAGGCGAAUCCCACAUUGAUAAAGUACGAGAGAGAUUCAUAAAUAAGAAACCGACCUUAAA
Molecule: messenger RNA, 2376 nt
Organism: Linum trigynum
Lineage: Eukaryota; Viridiplantae; Streptophyta; Magnoliopsida; Malpighiales; Linaceae
Source: the annotation of a GenBank genome assembly